Thrips palmi is the source of this 2178-nucleotide messenger RNA. Its product is annotated as protein amnionless-like. The coding region runs from base 156 to 1994 and encodes 612 amino acids. The record is from RefSeq and is a predicted model, not a curated record. Lineage: Eukaryota; Metazoa; Arthropoda; Insecta; Thysanoptera; Thripidae. Gene Ontology annotation, cellular component: endocytic vesicle; apical plasma membrane. Gene Ontology annotation, biological process: intracellular protein localization; receptor-mediated endocytosis. The transcript is spliced from 13 exons.
CAUGGCAGUGCCGUGCCUGGCGUUCGUCAGCCACACGCCCCCAAGUCCGGACCCGUGUCGCGUCCCUGUCAGCAUGCUGUCAGUGCGCCCCUCCCGCUGUGGGCACACUGUGGGUCCCCACACUGCGGGCCCCACGCAGUCACGCAGUCAGAGACAUGAGGCGGGCGUCGCUGCUGCUGCCGCUGCUGCUCGUGGUGGUUAAGCUGCCACACUCGUCCGCCGCCGAGGACCCCAACGAAAGCACGGAAUGGAUCCCGGCGCUGCGGCGCAAGGUGUGGCGGCGGUACGCGCUGUCCAGCGACGCGGCCAACUGGGAGGGCGGCGUGGCGCCGUGCCAGGGGGACGCCGUCGAGUUCCCCCGGGACAUGCGCGGCGCCACGGCCACCCUGCAGGACGCCGACAGGCCGAGUGAGCUGGUGAGGCUGCGCGCCGUGAGGCUGCCCUGGAAGGGCGUGGUCAGCCUGCCCCUGACCGGCGGCGUCGUCCUGGGCGGCGAGGACUUCCGGGGCAGCGCCUGCCCGGGCAGAGACUUGCGGUGGCGCGUGCCGAAGAGCAAGCCCGCCUGGCUGGACCCCGCCAACUGGGUGACCGCCGGCGUCCUGGACGGCGACAUGGAGGCCGUGCCGCACCUGCAGCGCAUCCCCUGCGGCCAGGACGUCGCCGACUUCCAGCACCUCGCCGUGGACAUCGCGUUCCCCGAGACCCACACCGCGGUGGGGCUGGUGCUGCUUGACGGGGCCGUGAUCCGCUCCAGCAUCGAGUUGGCCCUGGAGCACGUGUCCGCCUUCUCAAACCUGUUCGUCAUGGACUUCCUCACGUUCAGGGCGACGUCCCUCCGCGAGGUCGCCACCCUGGAGGAGCAGUGCGGCUUGGUGCCCGGCGCGUGGACGCGCGACGCCGCGCAGGCCGCCGCGGACGACCUGCAGCACGCCGUGUGCAGCCACGUGACGUGCCCCCCGCCGGCGUGCGCGCGCCCCGUGCGGCCGCACCACCACUGCUGCCACGUCUGCGGUGGGUCCUGCAUCGCCUCGUUGCUCUGUCUCUCUCGCCCCCAUGGAGAUCGCCUUGAGGACGUGCGCCGCGUGGUGGCGUCCGAGGCCACGCGCUACGACGUCCGCUGGGGGCAGCGGCCCGCCGUGCACGUGGGCGUCGUGCCCUCCCCGCGCGGCGAGCCGGCCGUCGUGCAGGUCGUCAUCCUGGGCCGCGACGCCGAGGACCUGUCGCACCCUGACAGGGGGCGCCCGCUCUGUGGGUGCAAGAGAGACAGAGGGGCGUAUCAGCAGGUUGUUUCCGAACAGCGCCCCGUCGCUCUGUCUCUCUCGCACUCCCAUGGGACGGGGCGACGAGAGCAUUGCAUUGUUCCCGAGCCCGGUUCUACGUCACCGCUUGCCGCAGAGCUGUCCGGCUUGGCGGCGUCCUCGCAGCAGUCCGGCGCGGCCAUGGCGCCCGCCACCGCGGCCUCGGUGCUCGGCGUGCUGCUGGGCACGCUGCUCCUGGCCGUCGUGGCCAUCGCCGUGCUGCUCUACUUCCAGGACCGCAGCCUCCCCAUAGCGACGCGCCUGGCAGACUUGCUCGGCGAAAAGCAGUCGGCGUUCCUCUUCGCGAGGUUCGAGAACACGCCGGGCGAGGAGGACAACGGCGUCGUGGUCAACGUGCAGGGCAAGCAGCCCGCCCCCGGGGUGCGGUCGGCGCGCGGUAGCUGGUCGGCGCGCUCCUUCAGGAACCCGCUCUUCGAGGAGGAGCACCCCGACGAGCAGGACGUGCUGCACCGCGAGAGGGCCGCGUCGCGCGGCGUGACGCACGAGAACCCCCUCUUCUCCGAGCUGCAGCGGCGCGCCGGCCCGGCGGGCCCUGAGGACCGCGUCGACGAGGACGGCGGCGUCCUGGAGCUCGGCGAGGAGCAGGCCGGAGGCGGCAGCACGACGGAGGCCUUGGCGGAGACUGCCCCUGCUGCGGAGGCCGCGGCGACAACCCUGGUGGACGUGACACUGUAGGCCGCAGGGCGCGGCGGCGCGACACUGCAGGGCACUGAACUGCACGUGCAUGGCCUUCAAUGAUAUUGCACCUCAAGCCCCGGUGCACUUCUUAGUUAUACCUAAGAAGCCAAUUCCUUCCCUUUCUGCAGCGGAGGACAGCGAUGAAAGGUUGUUGGGACAUCUUAUGAUCAUUGCGAGACGC